Molecule: messenger RNA, 697 nt
Organism: Micropterus salmoides (largemouth bass)
Lineage: Eukaryota; Metazoa; Chordata; Actinopteri; Centrarchiformes; Centrarchidae
Product: general transcription factor IIF subunit 2-like
Exons: 4
Biological process (GO): transcription by RNA polymerase II; transcription initiation at RNA polymerase II promoter
Cellular component (GO): transcription factor TFIIF complex
Source: RefSeq, a predicted model, not a curated record
UCACUGUCUUUGUGGUAGGUGAAAUCAGUCUGGAGGGCAUGGUGGUGCACAGAGCUGAAUGCAGGCCGGUCGUCAAUGACAACUACAUGAAGCUGAAGAAACUGCAGAUUCAAGAGUCCACCAAGCCUCAGCGUUUGUCACAGCAGCUGGAGAAAGCCAUCACUACCGUCUUCAAGCCUGUGGCCAACCACGAUUUCAAUGUGGAGUAUGAGAAGAAGAAGAAGUCGGACGGGAAGAUGGUGAGGGCUGAGCGACAGGUCGUGCUCGACAUGCUCUUCUCUGCCUUUGAGAAACACCAGUAUUACAACAUUAAGGACCUGGUGGACAUCACCAAACAACCUGUGACCUACCUGAAAGAAAUCAUGAGGGAAAUUGGGACGUACAACAGCAAGGGAGCUCAUAAAAGCACCUGGGAACUGAAGUCAGAGUACCGACACUACCAGUCUGCCGAGGAAGAGGAGGAGAUGCAGACCGCCUAGUUCCAGCGAGUUCCUCGAGCCUGUUCACUGAUGUCGGUCUCAUCUCACAGGAAAGAACAGAGCUACAACCUGAGAUCUCAGCUGGGUCAUAUUUGUUAAUAUCUAGUGAAUUCCUGAAUGUAGAAAAAGGAAAUGCACAUAUGCAGGUAGCAUGUGAUGUUUGAGUUUAAACUGCAUUAACCAGCAACAUAAAUAAACAGAUUGUUCCUCCCCUUUCA